This is a messenger RNA of Anthostomella pinea, 381 nucleotides long. The record is from the annotation of a GenBank genome assembly. NCBI's taxonomy places the organism in Eukaryota, Fungi, Ascomycota, Sordariomycetes, Xylariales, Xylariaceae.
AUGAUGACACCAAACACCGAUCGUACUAUCUUUUCUCGCCCCAAAGACUGGGAACGAUUCAACGCCAAAUUCCAGACCCAAGCCGUAGCCUUUGACCUCUGGGAUUACAUCAAUCCAAAAGACAGGGUUGCUUGGCCGACACAGCCAAAAGAACCCUCAUACGCCAAUUACCCGAAGAAGCUCGGCCGAGGAACAAGAACAUCAAGCUCAAUAACCGUCGGUGGAGAAGAAGAACCGGUCGACCUGAAUAAAACGCCAACAAAUACCAUGGAAAUGACACAGAUUGGGAGAUCGGCAUAUAUCCAGGAUUGGAAUCACUACACCCACAAGAGCAGGGAAUACACAGAACAUCGGAAGAACGUCAAAUCCAUGACUGAUUAG